AUGAGUGCCAUGUACCUGGAGAACCCGCUUCUUCCCGUCGGCCAUAAGGUGAGCAAGACUGAUUUUACAAAUUCGACUGUUAAGGUAUGAUGACUUUGCCGCAAAAAAAUAUUCUGCAUGUACAUACAUCUAAUAACCUUAUUUAAAUCGAAAUAUGAAAUCUAAGCACUUGCUUAACUCGGAGAUUAACGUAUUGAAAAUUUUAUAUUACAAAAAAAAAUUUUUUUUGUGCAUUUUUCUGAUCGCAUAAUCCAAAAAACCCAGACAACAUUUGUAAAAUGUCUUAAGCCCACAGAACGUUGGAAACAGAACAACGCAGCAGGCUUAUAUUACAGUUUUUUUGGACCAGACCAACCCCUCGGGAAUGUAAUUCGAAUGUCGCGGCUCGGACUGUAUUUACAAAGAGGUCUAAGUCCAGCCCCUGAGUAAUACCAGCAGAGCUCUUUCUGAUCCCGAUUUGUUUGCACUUCGAGAGUCAACGAAAAACGCUUUGAAAAUUGAAGAACGAACUGGCUGAGGGAAAUGGGACCGGGAAUCGCGCAAAACGCAGCUUCUGAUGGGCCCUCAGGUGAGGGGGACGUGGCCUCCCCGCCCUGUCCGAUCGCCGUCUGAUCGAGGCCAAUUUGGGUGGCGAGCCGAGGCUCUGAUAUUAUUCUUGGCCAUGAGUCAGCCCCCGACCUUCUCCAUGACCCUUUUCCCUCCAUUUUCGAUCCAAUUCCAUCCAACACGACGCUAUCAUCGGUUUGUAUUAGGACCGUCAAAUUGAGAAAAUUGAUUGGUUAUUCUGACGGCUGUACCAUUUCCAAUUAUGCUUUGGUCGGAGGGAAAUUUUGAUUAUUUUAAAUCUUCUAUAACGAAUAAUUUAAUUUUGUCUUAAAUAUAAUACCAAAAAUGUGAUUAAAAAUGUUGUGAAAGUCCGAGCCGUGUAGCCCAGGUGUUCAUGGACUAAUUAUACCCUCUAAAAUGUCGGAAAAGAGUAAUUUUGAAUAUUGCGUUUACUUAAAAACUUCUUCCAUCCUUAUAAACCAAAGCCUGGAGGUAUAAAGCCGUCAGGUGCCUUUUCGGAGAGCGUGAAUUUCAUUUGAAUUUUGAUUUGGUCGUGUUUCCAUGGGAAUCCGCGUAUCUUUCACCUGUAGCCAUUAAAUUCCGAUCUUAAGUCGAUUAAAAAUUGCUUCAGAGCCCGUAAGUGUUGCACUCUGUGCGCACUUCAUGCCAAAGGUGAGAUAAAAUAAAUUUUAAUGUUUACGUCAUUUUCAAGUUAUCGUCGUCGAUUUCAGCGAGCCUCGGAAGAUCUGGUUGGCGCGGCCUGCUUCGAUGACGCUUUCAACGUCUUUAUGAAUGCCAUGAGUGAGCCAAAAAAGGUACUAGACAUAAUUAAAAUUUAAUGUCAUCAUUUAAUUACUAAUCCAAUUACCUUUCCCAACUCAAUUCCAGCUCAAACUGGACCCCCUGGCUUUUAUCUCAGCCCCAGCGCCGGCCAGCAAAUCCGCUUCGGCCGCGGCGGCCGUUGCAGCGGCCGCUGUCCUCAACUUUAACGCCAGCGCCUCAGCGUCAACGGUGUCGGCUCCCGACCCCUCAGGCAAUCCCCCGUCCAGGGUGGUCCAUCUCCGCAACAUUCCCGGUGACAUGAGUGAACUCGAAUUGAUCCAUUUUUGUAUGCCCUUUGGCAAAUUACGCAAUUAUUUGAUGCUCAAGGGAAAAAAUCAGGUAAGAAUUACAGAUUUUGUUAUUCGGAAAUGUGUAAUAAGGAUGAUUAUUAAGCCGGAUUUUUCUAACUGCGUCUUCUUCGUUAAUGCAACGAAAUGUCACAAGAAUUAUUGGAUUCUUGUUACGUAAUUUUGGUGAUUUUUGAACGUUGGAAAUUAAAAAAGAUAAGCACUCCCAUUUGAGUUUUAUUCAAAAUUUUGAUAUUUCUGCAAGAAAAAGGGUCAUUGUCACAUAUUUAUUAGAAUAAUUUUUUGAAUUUUGAUGUUUGAAUGUUUUUGUAUAAAUCAUUGGAAACAUAGCCUGUUUUGUCCUUCAAAAAAUUUAAAAGUAUGUGUUGUGCUUUUAUCUUUGAUAACAAACGGUACUGCAAAGUGUUGAAUCUAAUGAUCUUUAAAAUAUUUAUUUAAUCCGGUUAUUAUGAUACUCAUUCCACUGAAAAAUGUAUGUAAUUUCAUUUUUAUACGAAAAAAUUUUUCCAGGCAUUCGUAGAGUACGAAGAAGAUAAUGGAGCUCAGGCCAUUGUCCAGAUCGCCCAUGCUUAUCCCAUGGCCAUCCGAGGAAAGACCAUUUUCUGUCAAUACAGUACCCAUCAGAAUCUGAAGACCGAAAAGAAAUUGCCCUCGAAAAGCGGGGCCAUUCUGGGCGAUCUUGUAGUACCUCCGGCAAGUUGUUUAUUACUCUUUAAUAUGCAAUGUAGUCUAUAAAAAAGCACGGUAAUCUAACUAGUACUCAGACUGCAGUAAUAUUUCUGUUUUCGCUCCGAAUACUCGGUACAAUUUUACACUUUUGUUGACAAAAAAGCGGGAGAAGAGGGAAAUGUUGUGGCCAGAAAUGGCAGUCAUGCCCGCAGGGUGCGUGUUUUGAUUAGACGGUGGAGAAGAAGCCGGAGGGGAUUAAUGGGUUGUCGGGGCAACCGUUUUAUGAUAUCUCUAAUUAAAGCGUCAGUUUCGAAUAAAUCCAGCGGUUUGCAGGUUGGAUUGCCAAUUCUGGAGAAAACAACCUUCUUUUCUCGGCUUUGCAGGGCUUUCUGUGAUAUGUUAUACAUCAUCAUGCAUAAUAUUGCAUGUGUCGUGAAAAGAAUGAGAUAUAUUUUUGAUGGUUUUAAGUAAUGAAUACACUACUAUGGAAUCGAUGUGGGGCAUUUAAACUGCACUUUUAAUGGAUCGGCCGUUUUUAUGUUAGCUUAGUCAUCGGCAUAACAAAUUUUGAGCCUUUAUAUAACCACCUAGUGUUAAAGUAAUUUUUUGACCUAUUCAGGUAUUAUUAAAAGACCAAAAAAAAAUUAUCAUCUUAUUUGUAUAACUAAUAAUCGUAAUGCAAAAAAUGGCGAAGAAAUGUCAUAUAUCCUAUUUAUGCAUCCCUGUAGUGAAUAACAAGGACGUCUCCAUCCCCCUCUCUCCGUCAGACAUCUUAAUUAACCCGCGGGUCCGGAUGUGGAGGAAUAAGAGGCGAGAAGAGGGCGUCAUCUAUCAGUCGAUCACAUUUCACACCACCCUUACUUACUACUUACUUGUAGGCCCUGAGGUCGCAUCUCCCUUUUCGGCUUCUCCAUGGCCGCGCGUCGUCCAAUUUCUUUGGGGCUUUGGCCUUUUCUCCUCCUCCGAUUAAUUAAAAAUGAUGCCCGUGUGGAAAUAAUUUCAAUUUUUCUUCGUUUUUCUGCCCAUGAACACUGACAUCGGCCAAUGUGGCUUCAGAAAUAGGAUUCUGAGGCCGAGAAGAGAAGCCAAGUCAUCAUGGGUGGGAAUUUAAAUGGAUUUUGGGAUAUUAGAAUAGGUCAUUAGGUCAUAGAUAAUAUAAUUUAUUAUGGCUUUUCGGGAAUUUCUGAGCGUAAUGUGUGUUUGUCUAGACGCUACCAUCCCCGGAAAAUAUCAUUAUUGUUGCAUUCAGACCAUUUUUUAGGGGUUUGAUAUCAUCAGAUAUACUUGUAGGCGUCAUUUCGUAAAGUAUUGAUAUUUUUGGAUAAAUUAAUCGUUUCCUCCCAUCUGUAAGUGUAUUCCAUCAUUUCCUGGAGUCGUUACUGUAAACCCCAACCUUGUUUUUGUCCAUGUAAUCAUCAAAUCUUUGAGGAUUAAGUCUGAUUUCCCAAUCCCUGAACACUCGCUUGUAUUCAUUUAUUCACGAGGUUGUUUUACAGCCCUCCAAUCUCUCUAAUUCCUUCAUUCUUUGACUCCCAUGUUCAAUUAGAUGGCUAGUAGCAUCGGCAUAUUCUCAGCCAUCUGUUGUCAAGUCAAAUGUCCCAUCUGAUCCGGAUUUGCUCAAUCCGAAGGGGUCUUUGUCUUGAUCCUGGGGCGGGUUCUUUAUUUUGAAAUCCAUUUUCAUAGCAAUAGUCUUAUUCAACAACAUCUUCGUGGUCAAACAACGGGGUAAAAUAAGAUUUUUAGGGAGAUCUCGAAAAAAAACUGAGAAAUAAGUCAUUAUGACCAUAAGAAUGGCCAAAUGCUUUUCAUGAAGAGCCUGAAAAAUUGUUAAAAUCCAAAAAAUUUUUUUUGAGUUGUAAAUGUAUACAGGGUGCGGCAAUUUUUCGGCCGGAUUUGAAUUGGCUAUAACUUUUUUAGUUUUUAUCCGAAUGUUAAAAUUCUUUUUUUCCCUGAAUCCUCAGACAACCCCAUUUUAUUUAAUACCAAAUAUGUUAUAUAUACAGGGAUCUAGUUCAUAGUUAUUGGCCUUUCGGUCGUUUUCUCUGCUUUCUGGGCGUGUGUGAAAAUCGCCAGAAAAAAUGACUUUUUUUACGAAUUUUGUCGUAAAAAGUUUCAUGCUUGUUCAUGCCAUGGAGAAUACCGUUUCCACAAAAAAUCAGCUUCCGCACAAAACUAGCGAUGAUAUAGCCAAAAAGUUUUUCUGUGUGACCACUCAUGUGCCCUCCUGACCGCAAAGAAUCGUUGAAUAUCUUGGACGCCCCUGAAAGGUGCGGGCUGAAACUUUCAGGAAUUGAUGUGUGGCCUAUGUUCGGCCCAUGUGCAAAAUUUAAAGAAAAUCUGAGAGUCGCACUAGGGGUAAUUCCAUUGUCAGCUGUGAAAAUUAGAGCUUUUUCUUUGUCUUGAGUUUUUACUGUAUUAUAAUGAACGGGUAUAACAUAUUUGGUAUUAAACAAAAUGGGGUUGUCUAUGGAUUCAGGGAAAAAAAGAAUUUUAACAUUUGCCCAAAAACUAAACAAGUUAUGGCCAAUUAAAAUCCGGCCGAAAAAUUGCCGCACCCUGUACUGUUUUAAUCUCCAUUACAAAUCUACAAGUUCACAAACUGAUUAAGCUGACAAUUUAUUUCAAAUCGCAAAAAAAAAUACAAAUUUGAAAAUAUUUUUGUAUCGAAGCUUAAGUUGUUGGAGUCCCCUCCCCAAUAUUGUUAUUCAAAUCCCGUCGGCUUCGUUCGGAUCUUCUCCCUCACAACCGAUUGAUAUGCCCUGUGGUGGUCGGUGACCUUGAGGAAAAUGUUGUGCCCCCUUUUUGUCGCUUAUGUCGAGAUCUUUUGUCGCCGGGGGUUUUGAACUUUUGACGGGUGCGAGGUAAAAAGAGUAACGUGAGCUGGGAGAGGCAGCGAUUCCACGGGGAGGAAGGCGCAGGGUAGGGUAGACUGACAACACUUAUUCUUUCCCUCUUUUGUAAUAUUUUUAUCAUGGAGUGAGGGAACCAUGGAGAAGCUCCUUUUUGAAUAAAACAAACCCCCCAGGGGCUGCUUUACUCUCGGUCUACCUUUGCACUACUUUUUGCAAGUUCUGUGUUACAUCCAAAAUGAUACUUGAACCCGGCAUUUCCCUCGGAUAAUUAGGACGAGCAGCUGUUUUGGUGGUUAACUAAUUCUGGUCUCGCCGAGUAAUUUCUUAUUUACUGGAAUAGUAUCUGGAAUAGUAACCUGUUUUUGUCAAGAUUAUUCCCACACUUGACACCCCUCCGCAUUUCCCGGCGGAGUUAAUUUCAUCAAAGUCAGGUUAAUUUGGACCGCGAACCGCCAGGCCGGCAAGAAUUAAGGAAAUUGUUAAUCUGGACUGUGCACGCUUUCCCCGGCCACUACCACCCCAGCAAACCCUAAGGGCCGAAAGAGGGGGGGGCGAGUAAAGAGCUCAUUCGCUGGCACGGCGGGCCAUGAAAUUCCUCCCCGAAAAGAGCGGGCGGCCGAGGUAGCGGGCCCCGGCUCUCGCGCACUCUCAUUUCCGAUGCCCUCGGGCUGAUUACAGGGCCGGCCUGCUUUUGUUUUAAUUAGGUGAGCGGACAGGAGAGUAAUUGCCCGAAUUUGGGCUUUCGUGCCGAUUACGCCCGCCGGGCUCGGCCACAAAAAGGCGUCGCCGAAAUCGACCGGAAUCCGCCCUCAUGUAAUUGCAGGGGAUUUCGGGGGACCGAGAAUUUAACAUUCGGCCGUUUUCUGCAAGUAAUUCUUAAGUGGGCCAAGUAACACGGCCAAGGACCGCCAUUCCCCUGAUCACCGCUCUCUCGCGGCGUCCAGAUGUGGCCAGAGAAGCGGCCUGGAAGUCCAUUCGAUCGAUCGGUCCCUUAUUCAGAGCCCCUUUUCCGAGCACAGUCCCCUUCUUCUUCGCCUUAUUGUGCUUUGUUUUGUAUUCCGAGGCCUGUUCUCAGUGUCCCGACGCUCUCUUUUUGCCAGAUCAUUUCUCCGAUUUUCACUCAAUCCGAACGGUUCGAAGGUCGUUUAAAUAUUAUUAUCGCUUUACUCGUGAUCUCUUGGGCAGUAUUGUUACACAUUUCCUCUCCAGAUCAGUGGAUUUGUUGACUUUAGUCAACUUGUACGAGAUUUGCAUCGAGUUGAGCUCCUAACGAAGCCACUUACCACAACAUCCGCCAUCCAACACCAUAUUAGGCUAGUUUGAUGGUCGCCUGAGUGUACCGUAAUCUCCCAGCUCCGCAACGGCUCUUCCUCGCGUGGAAAGGCCGUGCCAGCACAGUCAAGACGGUCGCGGCAAACUGUUGUGCCGCUCAAGCCGCCGCUGCGACGGCCGCCGUGCAGCUUGGGGCCGCGAAUCCGUCGGCCGCGCCCGCCCCCAAACUGAGCGUGAAGCGCGCCCACUCGCCCGAACUCACCGGCGCCCCCAUCGUCGACCAGUCCAGUCAGUUGGCGUUGGCCGCCGCCGCCGCUGCCGCGGCCACCAACUCGGUCACCACGCAGCCCGUUCCCUCGCCCUUCCAGGCGUUCCAGCAGUUCCAGUCCGUCCAGCAGCUGCUCCAGUCCCAGCAGAACAACCUCGCCUAUUACGAGUCGUUGAACGCGAAACGUCUUCGUCUGGCGGCGCCGGUGGCCUCGACUUUCGGCCCGACCAACCUGCUGAUGGCUGCUAGUGCCCCGCUGAGACCGCUGAUCCAGAAUAAUGUUGCCAUGACCCAAUGUGAUCAACAGCAAAUGGUCAUGCAGAAUAUUCUCAACGGGAAACAGAACGAGCAAAUGCAAAAGGUCUCGGGAUCAAACUUUUUUAGAGGAUUUUUGUAAAAUAGUCUGAUUACUGCAACAAAAACCAUCAAAAAAUAUUAAUCUAGUCUAAGUCUAGUACAAUAUAAUAAUAUUGAAUUUUCAGUCGAAUCUACUGGUUUUGGGUGGUGCCACGACACCCACGGGUCAGAACUCGAAUGCCCUCGGCUCAACUUCCCGAGGUUCGGCUACUCCAGCCUCGGCCUCUCAGCUAGACAUAUCCACUGGCACCCAGCAACAACCAAACUCGGUGUUGAGGGUCAUUGUGGACAAUAUGAUCUGCCCGGUUACUUUGGAUAUUCUCUAUUCUGUAAGUGCGAGCCAUGGCAAUCAAUUCUGCUGGAAUAUCAUCAAGUUUUAGACCAAAAAAUCUUACUGUAACCUCAAUUACAGUAAACCUUUUUUUACGCAAUUAACUCAACUGUUUACAGAUUUUCUCUCGCUACGGCAAGGUUCUACGCAUAAUUACAUUCUCCAAAAACCGUAAGUCCUUCCGCCUACUGUGUUAUUGUAUUAAUUUAGACACUUUCCAAGCUUUAAUCCAAUUCUCUGAGGCCAAUUCGGCCCAGAAUGCCAAGAGCACCUUGGACGGACAAAACAUCUUCAAUAAUUGUUGCAAUCUCCGCAUUGACUACAGUAAACUGGCUACGCUGAAUGUGAAAUACAACAAUGAUAAGAGCCGGGAUUACACAAAUCCUCUGUUGCCUCCGGGCGAGCUGUCGUUGGAGCAGCAACUGAGUUUAGGUAAAUUGUUGCAACUGCACUUUUAAAGUCUUAUAUGGUCUAAUUUCUCUCUUAUGAAGCCUAAAAAUGAAUUAUAAAUUUUACGGACUAGAAUAAAAAAAUCUUUUUUAGCCCAGAACUCGCUAGUCGUUCCCUCCCUUCUUCCCUUCGCGGGGAAUCCAGCCAAUUCCGUAGCCAAUCUCUACAGUCAGCAGAAUGUUUUGGCCGGGGGUUUGGGCACAAAUAUUGCGGCUUUAAUGGCGGCAACCAAUGGAACGAACGGAAUGGCGUCGCCUUCUCUCAAUGUUACUGCCCAAACCUUGUUGCAACAACAACUGGGAUCCCUUUUGAAUACAACCCCGGUUGUGUUGGUGUCCAAUCUGGAUCACAAGGUGAGUAGUAGGCCCAGUUAUUCUUCUCUCUUCUUCCUCCAUUCGUUUUUACGGCAGUCGGUUGUAAGGCUUUAUAAGGGUACUGUGAUCCUACGAAAUGGGGUAUGCUAAUUCUACGACCAAAUAUCCUGUUAUUUCAUGGUCAGGGAUAAUGUAAAAUUUUACGACAAAACAUACUGUAAUUUUAUCAAACAUUACUGUAAUGUUUGUGUUAAAUCUUUUGGCUUUGCAAAAAAUAAUACUGCAUAAUAAUUCUGUUUUUGGCAAAGGAAUAUUGGAAUUUUGCAAAAAAAAUCAUAGUGUGAUUUUAUAGCUCUCUUGAUUCGAAUUUGCUUUUGAUUUGUAAUACUCUACUUUGCCCCCUUAUUUUUUGUUUUUCGGUAGGAAAGCUCCGCUAUUCCCCGUAGGCCUUAUAGCCGACCGUCUGUUGUAAGAAACUUCUGAGAAUGAAGCUUUGUUACUGUAAUUUCUCUCUCUUCCAAUCCUUUAUUUUUCGGCAUUGUGGAAGAGGACCCUUUUCUAAUUCCAAACCCCAUCUUUUAACCCUAAAAUACGGUUGAUUCGCCUCUAAAAUACGAAGAAUUAACUUCUGAAAUACGCACGUUGCCUCUUCCACAAGGUCGAGCCCCAUUUACGACGAUCGUGUUAUUUCAAUUCUAUCGCUCUUUCGUUGUUUUCAGAAGGUAACGCCCGAUGCGCUCUUCACACUUUUCGGUAUGUGGCUUUAACUUCUUUUUUUUACAACCGACUCGAAACCCGGGAGUACUGUAACAUUUACACACUACUGUAAUGUCAGGUCCUAUCCUGAGUUUUUUCGUUUUUAAUUUUCGUGUGGAUUCUACUGUGGAUACUGUAGUCCCGAGCACAUUUAUUGCCCCACUCUUUGCUUACUCUUGGCAUCUUUUCCAGGGGUCUAUGGUGAUGUCCAAAGGGUGAAAAUACUUUUCAACAAGAAGGACAACGCCCUCGUACAGUAUGCGGAAUGUCAGCAGGCACAGCUGGGUAAGUCAGAAUUACAGUGAGAGCGGCAAAACACGUAAUUAUGGCUGAACAUAUUGAACUUUCAGCGAUCCAACAUCUCGACAAGGCCAAAUGGCACGACAAGGUCAUCAGGGUCGCUUCUUCCAAGCACACUAAUGUCCAAAUGCCUAAAGAAGGUAAUCACUUUAUGUUUAUCAUAGUAUUCCUUGGAUUUUUUACAUUUAAUAAUAAUAACUAGAGUAAAUUCCAAGUAUAAUAUAAAUUAUAGGUCAACCUGACGUCGGUUUAACCCGAGAUUACACGAAUUCCCCAUUGCAUCGCUUUAAGAAGCCAGGAAGUAAGAAUUACAUGAACAUCUACCCACCCAGCUCCACUCUACAUCUCUCAAAUAUCCCUCCCAAUAUUACACUUGAGUUCUUGAAAGGGGCCUUCGAGGAGAACGGGUUCCAAGUCAAGGACUUCCAAUUCUUCCAGUAAGUUGCUAAUCAGACUUCGCAAACAUUCCCUUGUUGAUUUUUCUUGAGAUUUUUUUAUUUUAAAAAGUUUUGACGAAAUGUCACAAAAGUUAUUGGAAAAACAUUUUGGCCAUUUAGUUCUAAAAGGCAAAUUUUUUUUGGAAAAUAGAGGUUAAAUCAGCAGAAUAAACAAUGAAUCUUUUAGACGUGAUCACAAGAUGGCGCUAGUCCAGCUGGAAGACGUGGAAACCGCGAUCCAGGCCCUGGUGAUCAUGCACAACUUCAAACUGGCGGACAACGCCCAUCUGCGGGUCUCCUUCUCAAAGAAGGGGCUUCGCUUGUAG
Molecule: messenger RNA, 10008 nt
Organism: Bursaphelenchus xylophilus (pine wood nematode)
Lineage: Eukaryota; Metazoa; Nematoda; Chromadorea; Rhabditida; Aphelenchoididae
Source: the annotation of a GenBank genome assembly